AUGAGCGGCUCCGAUUCGAUCCCGGCGACGCCGGACGACAUGGAACGACCGCUGGAUCUGGGAGCACCUGCUUCACCUGGUGCUGAUGAUGCCGAGUCCGAGUCCAGUUCUUCCAAGGAGUCGGCGCCGCCUGUAGACCCAAACUCCGCCGACAAACCCAAGCGAAUGCCCUCACUGCGAUCCGUUUCCGACCCGCCCAACAUGAACCCGAGUUCGACGGCCAUGGGACUCCUAGGCAGAGCGAGAAACCCAUCAAACACGCCUCCGACUCUUGCUGCUGGUGCGGGCGGCGCCAUGAACAACGAUGUCAUGGCCAGAGCCCAGGCUCUUCAUCGAGCACGCAUGGGUAUGUCACCAAUGGGGAGUUCGCCCAACUCGCCAUCACCUUCUUUCUCAGCUCCUGGAAGAAAUGGGUUUCCAUUGGCAAUGCCACCCACUGGCUUGCAUCGACCCAGUCCCGUACCGCACCCAAACUCCGAUCCCGUAAUACCGAAACCGUCUCUGAGCCAGAGAAAGUUUGGCAUGAAGCUGUCGGAUAUGGGGGGUGGUUCAUCAGCUCCCUCACCUGGCCUCAGGCGCGCCGGUGCCCCCAAGUUAACUGACAUGGGAGGAGGAGGUGCGCCAGGCAGUGAGCAACAGCCCAAUGGAUCUGGCCUCGGCUCCAAAUUGGACGACUUUAAGAAAUACAUUGACGCUGACAAGGGCUGGAUUACCUUUGACGGCGCUGCAACAAUCACGAAAACUGGCGUCAACUUUGCCAGCGGACAAACAUUUACCAUUUCUCUCGACGAGGUGCAAAUAUUGGACGAGCUAGGAAAGGGCAAUUACGGCACCGUGUACAAGGUGAAGCAUGCCAAACCAUCGGCUCCCAGGUUUGGGCAUGGCUUGUCUGGCGUGCGAUUGCAUCAUUCACUGUCAGAUACGGCCGUGGACACGCAAGUUUCAAAAGAGGCACCCAGCGAGGCACCACCAGAAAGUGCUGAUGGUAGUGACGGCACCACGAGCACGGGCAAGUUGAUGGCAAUGAAGGAGAUUCGACUCGAGCUGGACGAUGCCAAGUUUUCCACCAUUUUGAAGGAGCUAGUUAUUCUGCACGAGUGUGUGUCUCCGUACAUUAUCGACUUUUACGGCGCCUUUUUCCAAGAAGGCGCAGUAUACAUGUGCAUUGAGUACAUGGAUGGAGGGUCCAUUGACAAACUGUACGCUGGCGGCAUCCCCGAAGACGUCUUACGAAAAAUCACCUACUCGACCGUCAUGGGUCUCAAGUCCCUCAAGGAUGAGCAUAACAUCAUCCACCGCGAUGUCAAGCCCACCAAUAUCCUGGUCAAUACCCGGGGCCAAGUCAAGAUCUGCGACUUUGGUGUCAGCGGCAAUCUCGUCGCCAGUAUAGCCAAGACGAACAUUGGGUGCCAGAGCUACAUGGCCCCUGAGCGAAUCUCUGGUGGAGGAAUGGCGCCAACCGGCAACUCCGACGGAACAUAUAGCGUGCAAAGCGACAUUUGGAGCUUGGGCCUGACCAUUAUCGAGUGCGCAAUGGGUCGAUACCCUUAUCCUCCCGAAGUGUCGUCCACUAUAUUCAGUCAACUAAACGCCAUUGUAGAAGGAGACCCUCCCGACCUCCCCAAAGAAGGAUACUCCGAAACAGCCCAAAGCUUCGUGACAAGCUGUCUGCACAAAAUCCCCAAAAUGAGAGCCACAUAUGCCAUGCUCCUCAACCACCCGUGGUUAAAAUCCUUCUCCAAACCAAAAACCAUCACAGAAGAGGCCGAGGAAGGCGAAGAAGCUGAAAAGGUAGCCGAAGCUGUCGGCCACCUAGAACUCGGGGAGGGCAACACCGAAGAUCCCCAAGUCGCGGCAUGGGUACAAGCCGUCCUCAAGGGCGGCAAGGACAAAGCCACCGACGACUCCUCACGGCCUGCUUUACACGCAGCGCCGUUGGAUUCCGUCAGUCCUAUUGGCAGUCCAUUGUUGAACAGGGAAUUCUGA
Molecule: messenger RNA, 1986 nt
Organism: Pochonia chlamydosporia 170
Lineage: Eukaryota; Fungi; Ascomycota; Sordariomycetes; Hypocreales; Clavicipitaceae
Product: protein kinase wis1
Exons: 2
Coding region: 1-1986 (661 amino acids)
Biological process (GO): protein phosphorylation; cellular hyperosmotic response; MAPK cascade
Molecular function (GO): ATP binding; MAP kinase kinase activity
Source: RefSeq, a predicted model, not a curated record